Lingula anatina is the source of this 3090-nucleotide messenger RNA. Its product is annotated as ATP-binding cassette sub-family B member 6. The record is from RefSeq and is a predicted model, not a curated record. Gene Ontology annotation, biological process: transmembrane transport; heme transport. NCBI's taxonomy places the organism in Eukaryota, Metazoa, Brachiopoda, Lingulata, Lingulida, Lingulidae. Gene Ontology annotation, molecular function: heme binding; ABC-type heme transporter activity; ATP hydrolysis activity. Gene Ontology annotation, cellular component: vacuolar membrane.
AGUCUCCUCUUGAUAGUGCUGCCAUCUGUUUCUGUAGCACAACGUGCAAUGAAAUGUUACGAAAACAAACUUUACCAGCAAGAUGAUUUAGCAAAAACAUGCGCUGAUAACAGAUCGAUAUAGGAGAUCUUACACAAGGUGGUCAAAGGCGUUUCAAAGGGCUCUCAGUGUGAAGCAAAUUUAGUUGGCUACAAUGGCGACCUUCUGUCCAGCCAACAGUAGCCUCUCCAACCCCUGGGUUGACCACGGACUUAACCACUGCUUUGUAGACACCGUCACAUCAUCAGUUCUUUUUGGAAUUAUUACACUUCUUGGAGGAGUGGAAGUGGUAGCCUAUCACAAAUAUGGAGCUCUAGCUGACCAAAGUACUUUACCAAAGUCAAAUCUACAUCGCUUGCAAGUAUUUCUCAGUAUUCUCAUGGGGGCGAUUAGUUUAGCCAUGUUCACGCUCCAUGCAACAUAUCUCGGUUCUAAGGUGGUUUAUUUGUAUAUGGUGGUCAGUUUAGUAUUUUGGACCUGGGCCUGGAUAUUCAGUUUGUAUGUGCUCCAUCUUGAAAGGACGAAGAAGUUGCCCACGGUUCCGGCGCGUGGCCAUGGACUUGUUUUGUUGAUGUUCUGGUCCCUGGCGUUCAUAAGUGAGAAUCUUGCACUUGUAUCAUGGUGGAGUCCAAGAUGGUGGUGGAAUUUUGAGAAUACAUCAGACCGUGUGGAAUUUGGUCUGUGGGUUUGCCGUUACAUUUCCACUGGACUGUUGUUCUUCAUUGGUCUAUGUGCUCCCGGACUGCCCAGUCCUUCCUUCAGUCUGCUUGUUAACGAGGAUGGAACGACAGAUGUGGAGAGUGGGCAGUCCUCCACGUCUCAGAGACAGAAGUCAACAUGGCGGGGUAUGCUGUGGAAGCUGCGCAAACUGUGGCCCUUCAUUUGGCCCAAGAAGAACCCCUUGUUACAGCUGUUUGUCCUCCUGUGUGCCUUGCUGCUGGUGGCAGGGAGAGUGGUCAACCUGUAUGUGCCAAUUUACAGCAAAGAUAUUGUUGAUGCUCUGACCAACCACCAGUUUUGCUGGCAGUUUAUCUUGAUAUAUGUUGGACUGAGGUUUUUACAAGGGGGAGGAACAGGAUCGAUAGGUGUCAUCAACAACCUGCGGACAUUUAUGUGGAUAGGCGUCCAGCAGUAUACCACCAGAGAGAUGGCGGUCAAGCUGUUUGGUCAUCUUCAUGGGCUGUCCCUGCGAUGGCAUUUAAACAGGAAAACAGGAGAGGUCCUGCGUAUUAUGGACAGAGGAACUACUAGUGUUAAUAGUAUUCUAAACUAUGUGUUAUUCAACAUCUUGCCCACCAUUGCUGAUAUUAUAAUUGCCGUGGUGUACUUUUUAUCUGCAUUUAACUGGUGGUUUGGGCUCAUAGUUCUCUUCACCAUGGUUUUAUAUCUGGUUAUGACUAUAGUAGUGACAGAGUGGAGAACAAAAUACAGACGACAGAUGAAUAUUUUAGACAACCAGCGAAAUGCUCGGGGAGUUGAUUCACUGCUCAAUUUUGAAACUGUGAAAUAUUAUGGUGCUGCAGAUUUUGAAGUAGAGAGAUACAAUGAAGCUUUUGUGGACUAUCAGAAAGCAGAGUGGAUAUCUACGGCUUCUCUAAACCUCCUGAACACCGUCCAGAACCUGGUGAUCCAUGUUGGUCUCCUGGCAGGCUCCAUGUUGUGUGCCUGGCUGGUGGCUGAGAACUUUAACAUAGGAAACAGGGUCCUCACUGUGGGGGACUACGUGCUGUUUGCCACCUACAUCAUACAGCUUUAUAUGCCCCUUAACUGGUUUGGGACAUAUUAUAGGAUGAUCCAACAGUCUUUUAUUGAUAUGGAAAAUAUGUUUGAUCUUCUACAAGAGAAGCAAGAGGUGAAGGAUGUCCCAGGUGCCGCAGAGUUGGUGGUCACUAAAGGGAUGAUAGAGUUCAGCCAUGUUGGUUUCCACUAUGAGCCAAGCAAAGAGAUCCUUAAAGAUGUGACAUUUGUUGUCCCUCCAGGCCAGACUUAUGCUUUGGUAGGCCACUCUGGUAGUGGUAAGAGCACUAUCAUACGGUUGUUGUUCAGGUUCUAUGAUGUCACUUCGGGGACAAUACGUAUUGAUGGCCAGGAUAUCAGCCAGGUUCAGCAGGAAAGUGUGAGGAAGGCCAUAGGUGUGGUGCCACAGGAUACAGUGCUGUUCAAUAAUGACAUAAGAUAUAACAUCCGCUAUGGUCGUGUCACGGCAGGAGACCCAGAUGUGGAGAGUGCAGCAGCAGCUGCAGACAUUCAUGACAGAAUUCAAACCUUCCCCGAAGGUUACAAAACAGUGGUUGGUGAGAGGGGACUGAAGUUGAGUGGAGGAGAGAAACAGAGAGUUGCCAUUGCGAGGACGAUGCUGAAAAAUCCAGCCAUUGUCUUGUUAGAUGAGGCAACGUCUGCCCUUGACACAAAGACAGAGAGAAAUAUUCAGAGUUCUCUUGCUAAAAUCUGUGAUAACAGAACCACUUUGGUCGUGGCACACCGUCUGUCCACCAUCAUUCAUGCUGAUCAGAUCCUGGUGGUGCACGAGGGGGAGAUCAUUGAGAGGGGAACGCAUGAAGAGCUGUUAGCCCUGAACAAGGCGUACGCAGACAUGUGGCACCAACAGAGAUCAAAACUGGACGACGCUGGCGACGAGAGCAGUGGCAGUGGGUCAUCAGAACAGGACAAGAAAGAAGAGUAGUGCGUUUAUAUAGAAAAUAUAAAUCCAUCCAGUGGCAUCCAAGGCAUCUGUGGAAAAACUUACCAUUUCAUCUCCAAAUACCAGUUUUUCAAGAAACUAUGAAAAUAUAUGAGAUUGGUUAAACUAGUGUUCUGACGGUUCUUGCAUGAUUGCGUUGAGUGACACAUGUGACCUGGGAGCGACGGCUGAACAGGAGACUGAAAGUGCUAUUUAUGGGCCUUACUCUAACAUUUGGGUAAUAAGUGGUUGGUAAAGGUUAUACUGUCUGUAGUUAUACCACUGCUUGUCUUGUAUAUUCACAAGGACUUCAGAAUAAAAUGAGGUCUUCGUCCUUUAUUGCUUUUUUUAUAGCCAUGUGAAGAACUGUG